AUGACACCUCGCUCUGAUGAUGUUGGUCAUCCUAAUGGACGCCAUGGUAUUGAAAACACGGAUGUUGUCUACGCCAGCGUCUUUGGGACUAGAGCCGAGCGUGAUCGGCUUCGGGAGCAACAGCAACAAAUGACUAACACUGGCCCACAAGCAGAUCAGGUCGGUCCGGUUGGGGCCGCGGCAAGGCAGCCUCGAGACUCUGGCCAGGAGUCUGCUGACAAGCGCAGGACGGUCACUGUGCAAGACGGAGGUGAGUAA
Messenger RNA from Protopolystoma xenopodis, 258 nucleotides. Lineage: Eukaryota; Metazoa; Platyhelminthes; Monogenea; Polystomatidea; Polystomatidae. The record is from the annotation of a GenBank genome assembly.